UCCCACGACCCGUGUUAUUACAGGCCAGGCCGGAUCGCGCCACGUCUGUGGAUGCCUGUGCGGCUGAUUGCGUCUCGCGCCGAGCCAUUCCAACGGCGCGAGUCGGCCUGUACCCGCCUGUCGUUAACGCCAGUCCAACAUGUGUGAUGAUACGGAGCGUAUGGCUGCGUGUGCAGCCGCUGUGGUUUUAUUCAGUGGUCAACUUUUGAUAAACCAAGCAAAAAGAAAGCAGAAGAAACGACGCUGGUGGGUGUCGUCAUUCAACAAGAGCCGAUCAAGAUAUAAUGCAACUGAUAUGCUGAGUGAUUUUGUACGGGAACCUAGCAAAACAUUUGAAAAUUUCUGCAGAAUGUCUCAAGAUGAUUUCACAUUCCUUCUAAAUAAGAUUGGUCCUCAUAUCUCAAAGAUUGAUACGAACAUGAGACAGUGUAUACCGACUCAAGCCCGAUUUGCUAUUGCACUCAGAUUUCUGGCUACUGGAGAUAGUUACAAAAGCCUCUCAUACUUAUUUAAGGUUUCAAUACAAACAGUCUCAAGAUGCGUUGACGACGUCUGCAAAGCCAUAAUGCAAGAAUUAAGGGAAGAAAUAAAACUGCCACGGUCAUCACACGAAUGGUUGGAGAUUGCAGAAGAAUUUAAUGGCAAGUGGAACUUCCCUCAUUGUAUAGGGGCACUAGAUGGAAAGCAUUGCGUGAUGCAAAGUCCUAUUCACAGUGGAUCAGAAUAUAUCAACUAUAAAGGAACAUUCAGCAUUGUACUUUUAGCUUUGGUUGACGCUGACUACAACUUUAUUUUUGUGGAUUGUGGUUGCCAGGGAAGAAUAAGCGACGGUGGUGUGUACAGAAACACGGAGUUCUACAAAAAACUAUGUCGUUCUGAACUGGAUAUACCACAGCCGGAUUUUUUACCAUCAAAAGAAGAAAAGAUGCCCUACGUUUUCGUAGCUGAUAGUGCAUUUGCCCUAACUGUUAACAUGAUGAAGCCAUAUGCUGGGAAUCAUAACAAAGGAACAAAGAGUCUUCAACUAUCGCUUGUCAAGAGCUCGACGAAUAGUCGAAAACGCUUUCGGAAUCAUGUCUUCUGUUUUCAGAGUACUAAGGAAACCUAUUCUCUUACAACCCGACAAGGUAACGGACAUAGUUAUGACUUGUGUCUUAUUACACAACUUUCUAAGGAGAUCUAAAAAAUCAAGGCAAAUAUACACACCAGUGGGCAUCUUUGACACUGAUCAUGAAGGGGUUAUUCAACCCGGCUCUUGGCGAAAUGACCAAGAAGGAAUGAGUUCCCUACUACCACUGAGAUCUUUACCAAGAAGAGCUGCUGUUACUGCCAAGAGCGUAAGAGAUAAAUUUGCUGAAUACUUUGUAACUAAUGGCGCAGUUUCGUGGCAGAAUAACUAUUCAUAGGUUAACCAAGGCAUACGGGAAUCGGCCUUUGUACAGUCAGCCACAGGUCAACCUACCCAUUUCCGGUCGUCCUGUCAUGUAAAAAAGGGUCACCUAGUUAAUUACAAAUACCUUGGAGAGUAUGUACUCAGCUUAUGUAAGCUAGCUCUUUGAAUUAAAAAGUAUCUGAGAACUAUCUCAAGUAGUUAAAUUUUCUUUCACA
This is a messenger RNA of Cydia pomonella (codling moth), 1608 nucleotides long. RefSeq lists its product as uncharacterized. The transcript is spliced from 3 exons. Bases 140 to 1183 code for a protein of 347 amino acids. The record is from RefSeq and is a predicted model, not a curated record. Lineage: Eukaryota; Metazoa; Arthropoda; Insecta; Lepidoptera; Tortricidae.